Messenger RNA from Xiphophorus maculatus (southern platyfish), 6795 nucleotides. It is a transcript of the gene arid5b, whose product is annotated as AT-rich interaction domain 5B. The record is from RefSeq and is a predicted model, not a curated record. Gene Ontology annotation, biological process: regulation of transcription by RNA polymerase II. Gene Ontology annotation, molecular function: transcription cis-regulatory region binding. Gene Ontology annotation, cellular component: nucleus. The coding region runs from base 60 to 3599 and encodes 1179 amino acids. Lineage: Eukaryota; Metazoa; Chordata; Actinopteri; Cyprinodontiformes; Poeciliidae. The transcript is spliced from 10 exons.
UCCAUUCAAGCCAGCAAGUUUGGAGAGCGUGUUGAGUUUAAUCAAUUCAUAACGUCGAGAUGGAGCCGAACUCACUGAAGUGGGUGGGCUCGUCUUGCGGUUUACAUGGACCAUAUAUAUUCUAUAAAGCCUUUAAAUGUACCCGGGAUGGCAAAGCGAGAAUCCUCGCUCUCGGAGACUUUUUCUUCGUCAGAUGCAAACCCGAGGAUCCUAUAUGCAUAGCGGAGCUCCAGCUUCUCUGGGAGGAAAGGACAAGCAAGCAACUUUUAUCCAGCUCCAAACUUUAUUUCCUACCCGAGGAUACUCCCCAGGGACGAUCCGUCGCUCACGGAGAGCACGAGGUCAUCGCCGUGUCCGAGAAGGUGAUCGUGCGACUCCAGGACCUGGUGAAGUGGACGGUACCGGACUUCUCGGGAUGGGCCAACGGUCUGAAGGUGGAGCCGCUCAAACCCUCGGUGCUCCGCGAGCUGGGGACCAACGGGCGGCGCGAGGCCCUCCACCGCUACAGGGAGAGCACGCUGACCAGCGGCCUCAACUUCAAGGAUGUCCAGAGGGAGCGGGCGCAGCUAGGCCAAGAAGAGGAUGGACGGAAAGUGUUAGUCCUCAGUUACUCCCAGUACUGUCGCUACCGCUCCGUUCUGGCUCGGCUCAGAGAGCAGCCGUCCUCGCUGUUCAUCGAUCACACGGUGCUGGCGCUGGGCGGUAUUCCUGCGCUGGGCGGCAGCACGAGAAUCCUGUACUGCCGCGACACCUUCGAACACCCCACCCUGCUUCAGAAUGAGAGCAUCUGCGACGAGUUUGCUCCGAACCUGAAGGGGCGACCUCGAAAGAAGAAGCUUUCCAUCUCUCAGAGGAGGGACACCCAGGGUCAAGCUCCAGGUCAGGGCUCGUCGGGGUCGACCCAGGGUUCUGCAGCUGUGGCGGCUCCGGACCCCUUGAGCCCAGAGAGCAAAACUGCAACCAAGGUCAAGCCCGGCUGUAAAACGGUACCCAAUGGGAAACUAACCACGCCGGGCAAACAAAGGCCCGCCGGGCUCAGUAAGAAGUCCUCACCUGAGGAGAAGGAGAGAGGAAAGGAGAAGGACAAGGAGGAGAGGAGUGAGAAAAAGGAAGAGAGGAAAGAUGAGGAUACUUCAGAGGAGAGCCGCGCGGAGGAGCAGGCUUUCUUGGUAGAGCUCUACAAGUACAUGAAAGAACGAGACACGCCCAUAGAGAGGAUCCCCUUCCUCGGCUUCAAACAGAUCAACCUUUGGACUAUGUUUCAAGCUGCUCAGAAACUUGGAGGAUAUGAGUUGAUCACGGUGCGCAGGCAGUGGAAGCACGUAUACGACGAGUUAGGCGGAAACCCCAGCAGCACAAGCGCCGCCACGUGUACGCGGCGACACUACGAAAGGCUCCUCCUUCCUUACGAGAGGCACCUCAAAGGCGAACAGGACAAGCCCCUUCCGUUGGCCAAACCCAGGAAGCAGGAGGGCAGCCAAGAAAAGGCGUCUGGAGCCAGCGUCAAAGUGAAAGUAGUAGGGGCCAAGAAACUGAAAGGCCCCAACCAUCCGAAGCUGGGCAGUAAGAAGGAUAGAGGAGAGGUGAAACAAGAACUAACACAGGAGUCAAAGGUGAAAGAAGACGACCAUGAGAUCUCAACAGCCAUAAAAAUCGACGCCGCUCUUCACGACGAACCGAUUGUAAUAGAGGAGGAAGAGUUGCAUGUCACCCUGAAGAAGGAGGAAUCGUUGGCCGUGGAGCAGCCGUCCUCGCUCUGCCUCAAAGAAUCUGACUGCAGACCGCCCCACGGUGGUUUCUCCCUCCACACGGGGCCUUCCGCCCAACCAGAGUGGAGGCAGAUCAGCGAGGCGCUCCAAGCGAAGCUCGCAGGCGAACAGCAAACUGAAGGGCAUUUCAUUCCAAAAACCUCUUACCUGCUUCCCCGCUGGGAUCAGACUAAAGCUGCUGGACAUGUGGCUCUGCCUGAGCACUUCUCCAAGGUCAAAGACUGCAUUGAGAAUCAUGGCGGGAGAGUGGGGAAAGUGUUGCCUAUGUGCAAGCAGGUGGAUGGACAGUGUAUAGAUUUGAGCACAGAUUCUUACUCGGAAAAGGACGACUACGGGGCGAUUAAGAAGGAGUCGACCCAGACAGCCAUCUACUGCAAAGCCAACCAGGGGGUCAUGUCUCCGUUGGCUAAAAAGAAGCUCCUGUCCCAGGUGUGCGAGUCCAACCCCUACUCCUUUUCCUCUCUUCAGUCUCCACCUCCCGCAGCUGUGUCCUCUCUCCAUCGAGGUGAUCGAGAGAAGGAGAAAAGAAAGAGUGAAGAAGAGUUGCUGGGACAAAGGUACCAGGGUGCGUCCGACAACAUCCCUGAGGUCUCGCCCAUAUUCAGGCCGUCGGUGAUCCAGCACGCACAAAGCAGCAAGGCUCACCAACACACUGGCGGAGGGCAAUCGGAGAGGAUCGCUGCGGCGGAGCUGUCGGACUCUUACAGCCGGACGGGCCAUCAUAUUCAGCCGCAGGCGAGCGUGCCCUGGCAACCGUACCUUACCAGAACCCAAACCCAGGACUGUGCGGAGACCGCCGGGGAGAAAAUCCUCCAAGGUCCAGUCACCCAGUGCAGGAGCUAUACGGGGGACUGCUACUCAUCCCCUCACCUUCACAGCUUGUACAGACAGACUGAGAGCUGCCUGAGCCAAGAGAGAAUGGCUGGCUUUCCUGGCGGAGAGCGGAGAGAGCACUACAGCAGGGAGCGCGAGGGCGGCCAAAGCUUUGUCUGUGCCGGUCUGGAGCAGGAAGGGUUGGUGUACAGAUCUCACUACGGUGACAGGACUCAGACGCAAGGAGAGAACGGAGAGGCUGAAGACGAGCCCAGAGACUUUUCUAUUUCUAAACCUCUAUCUCAAAGGGUUUCCUCCUUUUCCAAGCCCUCUUUCUGUAGUCUCUCCUAUCCCAUCAUGCAUCACGGUUUGGAUUCCCAUCCUAAGGCGUGCAGAGUCUCGCCUAUGACAAUCUCUACCCCCAAACAAAGCUCACCAGAUACUUCUCAGUCGUUUCCCAGCCCCAAAACCUCAGCCGAACUGUCCCUCAACAGUCCCAUUCGGCCCAGUAAGCGGAGCCUGGCCGAGGCGGACAGCGAAGACGCCCCGGAGAGGAAGGUGCGAGUGGUGACCCCUAUUCACCCAGCCAGCACAGUCCGACGGAGCGACCCUGAGGAGCUGAAACCUGCUGAGCCAGCCCACGCCAUUCACCUCAACAAUCAUCUCCCCGAGGGCCAUUCUAUAACCGCCUACCCCCCGCCCCACACCGCGCCCCUCUAUGCUGGCAUUUAUCCACACGGCACGCUAGUGUCACCAGGUGCCCAGGAUGGGCUCCAGCAGCACCCGGGCCUGCAGUACCUGAAAAGCCAGUCGGCCGUGUCCCCGCUAAUGCCCCCCUUCACCAUCCACUCCAUGAUGCUCCACAGGCAGCUGCUAGCCUCCACCCCCAGCCCCCACCACCUCUACAGGUACCCGGGCGGGGCGGCACUGUACGGAGAGCUGUUGCACCACCUCUACCCUCUCUCGACCCUCCCCCCACCUCAGCUGUCGUCGGUACACCCCAGCACCAGACUUUGAGGGAGAGAAAACACGCUUUCUUUUCUUCACAUUGUUGAAACUGUGUCGGCUUAUUUUCAUUCACAUCGUGGCUUGAGUCGAGGCAAAACUAAGAUCAGACGUUUUGCCGAUGACAAACUGCUAAAUCCAUCACUCGGACUGCAAAUGACUUUUUUUUUUCUAACUGUGUAUGCCUUCGUUUAUAUAUCUUGCACUGCUCUUUAUUUUUUGUCACCUCUUACUUGCUUUUGUAACCCUAUUUGCACAAUGCUCGUGUGUAUUAUGCUCACAAAUCAGCUUGUUGCUUUCAGUGACCCACGAGUCAGGUUUGUUGCUCUGGAACGUGAGAAGUUGAGGGAAGUAGAGAAAAGCCAUUUGUUUACUGUGUCUGAGGGCUAAACGUAGUUGCCUAAAAACACUAAAAGUAACAUGACAAUGAAAUACAAACUCUUAACCUCAGUAUGUAUGUUUUUGCAAACAGGCAUGGGUCGGUAUGAGAUCCUUAGAGGACAGUUAGUUUGAGUAACAGUACCACAGCUUCACAGUAUUCACAUACAAAUAAAGCAAAAAUCAGUACUAUUAUCUAACUUAUUUCAUUUAAAACAGAAAAGCAUUGUACUUUUCCAACUGCUGCAAAGAAUUUUAAGUUCAUUGUUACAGUUAUAAUCAAGCUAGGGCAACACACAUUAGCGCCUUCAAACUUGUUCUGGUCAUGUCCAUCCAAUAACAUCCCACGACAACAGUGUCUGAUUGGUGGCUGACACUACUGGAUUAAAUACCCAGAGAUCCCUUUAAAACCGUUUCUAUUCAGAAAUGAGCGACAAAGCUCUUUCAAGCCUAGAGUCCGGUGAGCUGUUCUCCCUCUGCACACUUUAGCACAUCGUGCCCCAUGAGUGUUAAAAAGCAUUAUUUGACUAGCAUUAACUAGCAUUCACUCUUCCCUGUACCUGAAAUAUUCAUUUAUCAUUUUGAUUUUAAUACCAAAUUAAUAAAUAUACAUAAGAAACACAAAGUUUUUAAGAGCUUACGGUGCAUAAUACUGAUUAAUUAGUCAGGCUAACUGCUCUGGCAGAGUUUGCAAUCAGUGUCUUAACAGAAAUGCAGCUUGUAGCUUGGCAGUUGUGGUUUUGCAAGUGUUAAGUCUUUUUCAUAAUGGUGAAAUAUUGUCAAACACCAAAAUUUGUCUCACUUUUAACUGAGGGUAAAGUGUAGCAGCCUUCUGUCAACCAGCUAGCUGGUAGUGCUCAGCAUUAGGUGGGGGAGGGACAGAACUGUGUUGAUUUACAGGCCUGGAAACAAAUUAAGAGACGGCCUAAUUUGGCUAUAUUUUCAGUCACAGCUUUCAUACGCCUUGACAUAUUCUCUACUCUACAGUCUUUCAUAUUACUGUAUUUUAUUAACUGUGAUACAUGUAGAAAUGCUGUUUUCAGAGCUCUCUCAAUUUUUUUCCGGGCCACAAAAGUUAGAGAAAACUGGUCACUCUAGCAUCUCAUUGAAAAGAUUCUCGACUUUAGAAGCAGGAAGACAAAAACGGUUUGCUAUUUUGAAGACACAACUUUUUAAAACCAGUAACCAGCCCAUGCCUAAUUGCUACCAAAAUAAAACAGCUGAAUCAUGUGUUAUUUAUCUCCAGGCAGCCAGUGUUGUUGUGUCUGUUUACAUGUCUCCACGCUGAACUCUGUUCCUUGUUUGUGCCGCAGUAAAUCCAGCUGGAGUGGACUGAUUGGGAUAAAUGUUAACACCCGCUGUGGCGCUGCUUAACACGAACAGUUUCAUCACGACCACAUUCAGAGGUGCUGUGUGUAACAGAUGUACUGUAGAGUCGCUCUUUUACAAAAUUCAGGUUCGUCUGUGUUGCUUUUAAGCGCAUCUUCCUAUGACGCGUUCGCAUCUGUUUGCAAAUCAUGGAUGUUUCGUCUUCGGCCCGUGUGACUUUCACCUUCUGCGAUGAAAGUAGUUUGACCUCGGAACAUUUUUGUGACUGGUAGACUGUUGUGGCUUGUUUUGCGUCUGCAGGAACAGCGUAAUGAAGCAGCCGUCUGCUGUGGAAUGCUCACCACAAGGAAGAAGGAAAAAAUGAAUAAAUCUGCAUUUCAUAUUUUCGUUCCUGACUUGAAACGGUUCAUUGUCUUGACAAACAGACUCUUUUAAUAUAUGAUUUUAUAGGAAUGUUGUCACUUAGGAUAUUACUGCUUUGCAAAUAUCUGUGCCUUUCACAGUCUUGGAUUAGAGUUAGCACUAUGCUUAUUAAGGUAUAUCUCCUGUAGCAGGGUAGGAAUGUCAAUUUUACUGUCACUCUCGUGUCCAAAUGCAGUAUCCAGACAUUAUCAAACAACUUGGCACACUUCGAGACAACAGACUUAAAAGGUAGGAUUUCAAAGUGUAACUGUAGAUCAAUUUUAGUUUUGUCGCUUUGUUCUUUUAACAACAGCCAGUUUCGGAAAACAGCUGACGAAGACACAGGUUUGCUGUCUGUCGUCUGCAGGGCAUGUUCUCUAGCCGCGGUGAAAACGGUACCAAACUCCAUAAAGAAUUCCUGCCGUGCUCCGUAGCCCCGAGGUGCAAAGACAACACCUGCGCUGGCUUUUUACAACCACUAUAAAUGCAAUCCAGGAAAGCUGAAAUACACAGAGAACAUUUUUUUUGCUGUUUAAAGCGAGGAAUUUUUUUAUUUUUUUUUUUAAAGCUGUAAACAUCUACGAUUUUGCUGAACACUUACAGACAUUCAUUACUGAUUCUAGUACUGUAGAUUGCUGUGUGUAGGUAAGCUGGCUCCUGUACAGAACAUUGACACGGAGGGAACUACUCACGGCAAACUCUCUUUUUUUUGUCUUAAUAUCUGUGUAAAUAGCACUGUAGAUAGCACUGCGUGGUUGUCCUCAUAUAAACUGUUGUAAUCUGUAAAUAGUAAAAAAAAGAAAAACAGAAAAGAAAAAAAGAACAGUACAAAAGUUGGUUACACAAACUAGAUGUGUCCUUUUUUUUACUGUUUUAUGUUAGGCUCAAACACUACAAAUUAAGAUUUAGGAUACGCUUCUUGUUUUUUUUAAUUAUUAUUUGUUGUCCUUUCAUUUUUUUUUAUGUUGUGCAUCCUGAAACUGUUUUUUGAUACCAUAGCCAUCUGUUUACCAAUCAUCCAGCUGGCAGCAAAACGAAAAAUAAAGACAUUUUGUAUGAUAUGACCUCCUGUAUAUUUAAUUAAAAUAUUUUACUAUCA